Molecule: messenger RNA, 1434 nt
Organism: Aspergillus eucalypticola CBS 122712
Lineage: Eukaryota; Fungi; Ascomycota; Eurotiomycetes; Eurotiales; Aspergillaceae
Product: aldehyde dehydrogenase family protein
Exons: 3
Coding region: 1-1434 (477 amino acids)
Molecular function (GO): aldehyde dehydrogenase (NAD+) activity
Source: RefSeq, a predicted model, not a curated record
AUGGGUUCCUUGGAUAAGAUCGAUUUCACUUCCUUCUACAACACUAUCAACAAUGAACUCACAACCACAUCAGCAACACGCCACAGCCUCAAUCCGGCCACGCGCAAGCCCAAUCCACCCGUCCCCGUCUCCACUGCGUCAGACUUGGACCGUGCUGUAGAUAGCGCCCGGAUCGCUUUCAAGACGUGGUCCAAAUUGAGCCCCUCCGAGCGCCGUAGCAAGGUUGUCGCCCUAGGUGAAGCCAUUGAUCUACACGCUGAGGAGCUCACGGCUCUCCUGGUCCAAGAACAGGGCAAGCCGCACGGCCAAGCAGCCAUCGAGGUUAGCAUGUCCGGAACAUGGUGCAAACAAAUUCCGCAACUCGAACUUAAUGAUGAAGUGCUCCAAGAUACUGAUGACCAGCGCGUUAUUCAACGCUUUACGCCCAUGGGUGUGGUCGCAGGCAUCGUGCCGUGGAACUUUCCCCUGCUGCUCGCAGUAGGGAAAAUUGCCCCGGCAGUUUAUACGGGCAACUGUAUCAUCAUUAAGCCAUCUCCUUUCACACCGUACUGCGCGUUGAAGAUUGGGGAGUUGGCGGCGAAAAUCUUUCCGCCCGGUGUGGUACAGGUAUUGAGUGACGAUGGGAAUAUUGGGCCGUUGAUGACGGCGCAUCCGGGAAUCAACAAGAUCAGCUUCACAGGAUCAACAGAGACUGGAAAAAGGAUCAUGCGUCAUUGUGCGGAUACCUUGAAAUCGGUUACCUUGGAGCUGGGAGGAAAUGAUCCCGCUAUUGUUUGUGAGGAUGUGGAUAUUGAGCAGGUUGUUCCGCAGAUUGCCACAUUGAGUUUCCUCGUUUCGGCCCAGGUCUGCAUGAUGAUCAAGCGUCUCUACGUCCACGAAAAGAUCUACGACAAAUUCCUUGAGGCCUUCGUCAACUUCACUAAGAACCUCAAGGUCGGAAAUGGCACUGAACCCGACGUAUUCUUUGGCCCUGUACAGAAUGAAAUGCAAUACGGGAAGCUCAAGGAUCUCUUCUCUUCUAUUCAAACCGAGAACCUUAAACCAGCCCUUGGAGGAUCUAUCACUGAAUCCGAGGGCUACUUUGUUACCCCUACUAUCAUCGACAAUCCUCCUGACAACUCCAGAGUGGUGCAAGAGGAGGCGUUUGGACCUAUUCUUCCGUUGAUGAAAUGGUCCGACGACGAUGAGGUUAUUGCUCGCGCCAAUGACACCGAUACAGGUCUUGGAGCCUCGGUGUGGAGCAAGGAUGUGGAUCGCGCACAACGUAUCGGUACUCAGUUGGAGUCUGGAUCGGUGUGGAUCAAUUCCCACUUCCAGGUUGCUCCAAAUAUUCCAUUUGGGGGUAUGAAGGCGAGUGGAAACGGUCGCGAAUGGGGUCUGGAGGGGCUGAAGAGUUAUACCCAGUCUCAAAUGUUGUGGGUGAAGAAGGCUUAA